Messenger RNA from Chaetomium fimeti, 916 nucleotides. RefSeq lists its product as uncharacterized. The coding region runs from base 171 to 839 and encodes 222 amino acids. The transcript has 3 exons. The record is from RefSeq and is a predicted model, not a curated record. Lineage: Eukaryota; Fungi; Ascomycota; Sordariomycetes; Sordariales; Chaetomiaceae.
ACUUCACUCAUUUGCUACGCCCCGAAAACUCCAGUCCUCACCGAUGAAACGCGUUCUCGCGUGUCGCUAACGCCCUCCGGCGGCUUCUCAAGUAUCCCUCACCUCGGUUUGCACCAAGCCUAAGCAUAGGUAUCUCUCGGACCGCCCGGUGGACCCGAGGUCAGGAGGUGAUGUCAAUGGCGCAGGAAUCGACCGGCAACGCGCCAAGCGCCCUCGCACCGCCUGCCAUGCCCGCUGCCCCAGCCGAAGAUGUCGAGAGGGGGAGAUGCGUCCCACGUGUCCGGGCCAUCGGACGCCUAGGGGUAGCGUUUAACUGGACUCAGGUUGUUGGGCGGUUUUUGUCGAUAUUGUUAGAGCUCGGCGCGCUUGCCUUCGUCUCGUGGCUGUACAGCCAUUGGAGGUCGGAGCCGAUAACAAGGGUGGAUGUCCUGAUGCCGUCUUUCUUUCCGCUCACGUUUGGCAUCGUGGCGGAUGCGUACGAGAUCGGUUCGCUGCUCUUGUUGAAGCGCAAACGGGCCAUCAACCCACUCGCGAUAGCUUUCGAUAUUGUCCUGAUUGGGGCGGGCAUCUUCUGCUUCCUCAUUCUCGGCAUGGUCGACGAAGGGACCGGAGACCUACGGGCUCGCUGGGCCGCGGACAUGACGAAUGCCAUGAUUUUUAUGAUUGUGUUUUGCAUCAUCCACGCAAGUUUCAUCAUUCUCGCCGCCGCUGGAAUGAUAAACAUAUAUCACUCCAUGAGUAGAAGUCGCAAGGACACUCAGUUGGCAAGGAGUCAAGCAGAGAUGGUCCAGUUUAACGAAAGGAGAGCCCGCAUGGCACACAGGCCUGUAAUAGCAUGACCAACUUCUUCUAGAGUAGAGAAAUGCAGGCGGCAAGCAUCCCUCUUGCAAUCAUCAUACGGCAAUGGGUUCAAUAU